GGCACAUUUUCGCAUUGUGCGUUACUGUAAAGCUUGAUUUCGCUCAAACUGGCAAUUGAAGUGGUUUUGCUGCGGGGAUUCACUGUGAUUCCCCUUUUUCGAAUGUAGCACGCUUUUACAAAAAGAAUCAAACAAAUAGCAAGAAUUAUGUCUAUUUUUGUCACCAUUCCAAAUUUAGUCGAGAAUAUGAACGUGUUAUGUCAGCGGUUAGAAAAUUAUUUUGGCGUUUCCGUUUCUUUAUUGCAAGAUAAACUAAAACUGUGUGGAACUCCGGACAAACUGAAUGCAGCUCAAGAUUAUGCGCUUCGGUUUAUCAGUCCAGAAUCGGUUUUAGUAAUAAUACUGACUUCAGCUGAAUGUUUGGAGCUAUUCAGUUGUAAUUUACCAUUAAUUCGUCAUUUCGAAUCAAAAUAUAAUAUUAUACUUAUCAAAAAUAAUAACGCACUGAUAGUUAAGGGAAGUGCACAUGCGAACAAGCGAUUUUCAAUGGUUAUACAAUCAUUAGAAUCAUUUUCAAAAACCAAAUGCACAUAUUUGAGUAAUUUAAAAGUUUCGAUUUUAACAUCUUUGUGUGAAAAAUACUCAGUGAAAUUUGCUGAUCUACAGUGUUCAGAUUCAAUGAAACUUGCUCUUUUGGAUUACUUUACUUCAUUGGAGAAACCUGAAGUGAUGACUAAUGGUUGUUCUGUUGAUUCUCCAGCUGAAAAAGUACAUUUUGUGGAAGCUUAUCGUAAUCCAGGCAAUAAUAAACCAUAUAUUAAUCAAAAUAAUAUAACAUUCAAUUCAUCUUCUUCGGCGAAGAAAUCUCCCUUUGUUGAAACCCGAUUAAGACCCAUCAUAAUUGAUGGGAGUAAUGUGGGUUUUGCUCAUGGGAAACAAAAAGAAUUCAGUGCUAAAGGAAUCCGUUUAGCACUGGAUUAUUUUGAUAAACGUGGUCAUCAGGAUGUGGUUGUUGUAAUACCUAGACAUUAUCAGGGAAAAGGUGGUCGUUACUUCGAUGAACUUGAGCAUUCAGGUAAAUUAACGUAUACGCCGUCACGAACACUGAAUAGAGAAAGACAAACAGUAUAUGAUGAUCGUAUUAUAUUGCAACUUGCAGCUGACAAAGAUGCGGUCAUCAUAUCCAAUGAUCAGUAUCGUGACCUGAUGUCUGAAAAUGCUAAAUUUAAAGAACUCAUUGAAACAAGACUGCUUCCUUAUGUUAUGUCAGGUAAUACAUUCCUGCUUCCAGAAGAUCCAUAUGGUCCGAAAGGUCCAUCUUUGGAUGUGUGUUUAUCCAUGUCAGAUUCAACACAAUCAUCGUAAUAUAAAACUGGUACAUAUUUUGUAUCACUUUUUGUUUUUGUUUUCUAUACUAUCUUCCCUUUAUCAUAACAAGUAAUUAUUUCACUUAUUAGGCAAGAGAGGUGGCGAUAAUGAAUAUAUAUAGAUUCACUAUUAUUGACUGGUUCACUCUGUGUGUGUGUGUUUCCAAAAGAGUUCAUUAAAUCAACCAUCAAUUGUAUAAUUGUAUUUUGUUAGGUGCUCCUUAAAGAGGUAUUCAUUUGUCUUCUUGUUAUUAUACUGUGACUACUGCUGUCCUUAUAGAUUUGUCAAUAUCACUGUCCCUUUCUCUCUCUCCCUCUCUCUGUAUCUGUCUGUCUGUCUUUUGACUGCGUACUACGCAGAUUAUCUGUUCUAGAUGGCGUAUACAACUUUUUAUCAUAGAAUCCAAUCACUGCACUGAACAUUAAGCUGCAUAGUCACAUUACAUACGGUAAUAUGAAUUAGUUUUAACUCUUCCUGACACUUAUCAAUCACCUUUCUCAACGAUAUAUAUAUAUAUAUAUAUAUAU
Trichobilharzia szidati is the source of this 1835-nucleotide messenger RNA. The record is from the annotation of a GenBank genome assembly. NCBI's taxonomy places the organism in Eukaryota, Metazoa, Platyhelminthes, Trematoda, Strigeidida, Schistosomatidae.